AUGGAAGAUCGGACAGGAAUUGGGCAGGAUGCACGUCUGGGUCUCCGGACGCAGGCUCGGGAGGGGAACGAUGUGUCCCGUAUCCUCCAGAUGCCCAAGACACUCGCCGGCUCGCAGGAGCCCGUACCCCUGACCCAGUUUCUCUCCAUAUCAGGACCCCCAUGGGAAGUGUUAGAAGAGAGAGGAUCUCUGCACAAACGUCUGUGUGACGGCGGCCCGCCCCAGCGCUGGCGCUGGGUACCUAAGGAAGUGGAUGUAGAGCUGCCAACUCUAGGGAGAAGCUCCCUAACCCCCAAAUACUAUGGCUGUGGCCUGGUGAUCUCUGAGGGUCUGUAGAGAUGCUGAGUGGGUCUUGGGUGUGGGAAUGGCAAAGGUUGCCAUGCCACCCAGCUGGUUGGUGAGAAGGAAUAUGUCACUGGGACACACAUGGCAGAGUCUCAGGUAAGAUUAUGUGAGAUUUACCUGGAUUAUCACGCGGGCAAGUUUGGUUUCCAGGCUUCUGACGUCAAUUUUGUUCAUGGCUCCACAGAGAAGCUGGGGGAGGCUGGGAUCAAGGAGGAGAAUUCAGACCUUGUCAGGCAGGCCUGUGUCAUUAAUCUUGUGCCUAAUAAAAAGAAAGUUCUGCAGGAGGUAUACUGGGUGCUGGAGAUAGGGCACUUGGUAUUGAUGACUGAGCUUGAACUUGAACUGUUUCUUUCAUUUCCUAUCAUUUAUGAGUUCUAUUUCAUUGACGUCUAUGGUAGCCUUGAAUUGCCUGCAGAAGUCAGGGUACAUAAAGUUUUAUGGGUAGGUGAAUGUUUAAAGGGAGCUCUAUUCUGAAAAGACCUCUUCAUGUUGGCUGAAAAAAAUUGGUUCUGUGCUCCAUAACUGAUCACUGCUAAACCAAUCACCCUUGGAGACAAGAACUUGGAAAAAGUUAUUACUGGGUACUCCUUGGGAGCAAGGUGCAUAGUGAUUCUUUGCUUCCCCACAGUGCUUAGCAGAGAACUGAGCCUUGUAGGGGCUCAACUUUCUGAGAAAGUCCUAGAUCAAAGGUAUCAGGAUGUUUAUAAUGAAGAGAUUUCUAGGCAUGAGAAAAAAUUGAGAUUUGAUGCAAAUUUCAUAUUGAAGGCUUCCCUUACCAGACCAAUUCUGUCACACUUUUACCUCAGCCAAAGACAUACCUUUAUUCAUCUUUUGUUAUUUUCCUUUUACGAUUUUUUUUCCCACUCAGAAACCUUACACAGAUAUCUUAUUGAUGAGGAUUGGAGAAUAAUUGAAGGGAAUGAAGAAAUAAUGCCCAUUUUGAAGAAUUUCAGGUUUGCUCCUAAUUUUCUGAUCAAACCACUAGGAGGGAAGUUGUCGAUCCCUGGGGGAUCCGUGAUCGCCAGGCUUUCCUUCCGUGACAGGGACCGUCCGGAGCAGUCCCCCAGGCUGCAGAGGCUUAUUCGCAGAGGGAGCCCCCAGCAGUGGCCGAGGGGACUCCUCCUCCAGCCACGCCUAGCUGAAAAGGCCGUGGCUCAGGGCCAAAGCAGCAGCAUAGCCUGCUUCUCCUGUGGAUUCUUGGCCUUUCCUCCCACUCGAAGGAAGCAAUUAAUAGAACUUCACUAA
Molecule: messenger RNA, 1590 nt
Organism: Antechinus flavipes (yellow-footed antechinus)
Lineage: Eukaryota; Metazoa; Chordata; Mammalia; Dasyuromorphia; Dasyuridae
Gene: AS3MT
Product: arsenite methyltransferase
Biological process (GO): toxin metabolic process; arsonoacetate metabolic process
Cellular component (GO): cytosol
Molecular function (GO): arsenite methyltransferase activity
Source: RefSeq, a predicted model, not a curated record